This is a messenger RNA of Acanthoscelides obtectus, 573 nucleotides long. The record is from the annotation of a GenBank genome assembly. Lineage: Eukaryota; Metazoa; Arthropoda; Insecta; Coleoptera; Chrysomelidae.
AUGGACGAAGUUGAAGACGAAAGCGUCAAUGAUGUAAUUGGCGACAAUGUGAGUAAUAAGGAUAUUAUAUUUUUGAAAGAGUUGAUCAAGCAUAAAAACCUUCUGAUUAAGUCGCAACAAAAAACAAUAAACAGUUUACACGAACAAAUAAACUCAUUGACAGCUAUGAUGAGACAAGCAACGACAUCUGUGACUGAGCAGAAAGAACACGCAAAUUCUACCAGUGCGAGUCGAAACAAAUCAGAAAGCAGAAAGCCCAUGAAUAAAGUAAAUAAACAUACAAGUGACUCAGGAGUGUCGAAACAGCAGGUGUCUGCGAAUAGCACCAAGUUCUCGUAUUCGAGCACGAACACCAGUCAGCAGGUGGCUACAGCAGUGGAGCGGGCGCAAGCGCAGACGAGUGCUAAACCGACAGCAGCACCAAUAUCGUCAGUGCCAGCGGCCGUUCGUCAUCCUGAUGAUGGAACUGAUGCAGAUGGCAGUAACUCCAGUCAGUGGCAGCCGGUCAAGACUCGACGAAACAGAAGUAGACGCAGCCUAGUCGUAGGUAAGGUCCCGAAACUGGCGCAGUGA